AUGAACACAGAAACAAGAGGAUGGGUAACAUAUAACGAUUUAAGGACAGAGGUGCCUACACCUCAGGGGGACCAAGUUGGCAGUUCGCCACGGCAGUUGUCUGAAAAACAUCCUUUGGAAGACAGUUGUCACUUUCAUCUUCAACAGAAGGUUCCAAAGCGCCGGAAAUUAAAUGGGAAAUUAAAAAAUCACCAAUCACAGAUCCAAGCACGAUAUGAGUCAAGUAAUUCUCCAGUGAACUUUACUCGUGGAAAUCCAAAGCACAUUAUACUUCCAGCGCAACAAUUCCGACAGGAGUCACAAUUUGUUAUCUCAAAAGAAUUUAGUCCUUCUUUGGAAUUUCCACAGCAGCAAAAUCUAGUAAUGAAUGACAAUAUUACAAUUAAUGAGAAGACCUCGAAAAUCACAAGGAAACAACCAUCCACAGAUACUUUUCCCAUUAAUGCGUUCAAUUCUGAUUCUUCAACGGUUACCGAUCACCCUGAUGCUCCAGAAAACGAUCAAGAAUUUGCGAUCCUCAACAUUAUUCCAUCCUUAAUAAGUGAAAAAAGUCGUAAAGCUGCAUUUGUCGAAAACUUAGUCGAUGCGGCAGGCCUCAUUAUUGAGUUAAUUUGGGCCAAUUUUUCCGUUAGCCCGUGCGCAAAAAUAAUUACCCUACGUGUCUUUCUCCAAGAAACUUUGAGACGUUCGCGCACUUCUUAUUCUACACUCCAAACCGCUUUAUUCUACCUAAUUCGGAUUAAAGCCAAAAUUGCUUCCCUAUCUCAAAGACACGAUUAUCCCUUAACCCCGACCUCCGAGAAUCCCCCGGAUUUAAUUCAAAACAAUGAUCCCGCUACCUGCGGUAGACGCAUGUUUCUAGCGGCACUAAUUGUCGCAUCGAAAUACCUCCAAGAUCGUAAUUACUCUAACCGCGCUUGGUCCAAGAUUUCCGGACUUCCGGUCAAUGAAAUUAAUGCAAAUGAGAUUUGUUUUCUUAGAUUGAUAGAUUACAAUUUGUUUAUAUCAGAGGACAUCUUUAAGCGUUGGAGCAGCCUCUUGCUAAAGCAUAUCCAGGCAAUUUCAGGAUCCGAAAUCACGACCGCAGAUGCGUUUAGGAAAGCCGAAAAUCGAAGAGAAGUCAUAAGGUUCAGAGAGGCCUUGAAGCUUAUAGACCCUAGGACUAUGGAAUGCAAACGUGCCACUAUUUAUCCCAUUACUCCUGCAGUGAGUGCUCCGGGAUCUCCACGUGAACAGCAAAAUGACAUUUUCCAUAAUCCACCAAUGCUACGUCUAAAACUUGGACAAAGCAUAGUUAACAAAAGCGUACUUUAUUUGGAACAACAAAACCGUAAAUCAUAUGAGCAUGAUGUUCAAUCUUGUAAUAUCUCGUCUUCGCAAGCUUUACUUAUCACUCCUCAAGCUACACCUGUCUUCCCCCCUCAGGCAUCCCUCUCUCGAACACAUAUGCCAAUCACAAAUUCCUUUUCUCUCCAACAAACAAGCGCUUCUCAAUGUGAUCUAAAUCUUUCGGAACAAUCUCUUCAUAAUAAUCCAACGAAGGAGAGUUCUGUUUCCAUACCCACCCCUAUUUACUUUAAGAACCCCUCAUGUAGUUUAUCCCGAUCUAAGAGUUGCAGUGAUUCUUCACCAUCUUCUGCAAGUCGAUCUCUUAACUUUGAAAAGUUUAACGAAUCAAGAAAUACUACAGAACUUAUAAGUAAUGUGCACAUUCCGAAUAAUUGUAGCGAAACCACUUUUGAAAGUCGCAGAAUCCUUCUCAGAUCCUCAGCAUAA
Acaulospora morrowiae is the source of this 1776-nucleotide messenger RNA. The record is from the annotation of a GenBank genome assembly. Lineage: Eukaryota; Fungi; Glomeromycota; Glomeromycetes; Diversisporales; Acaulosporaceae.